UAAACAAUUUGUACUACCAAGAGCGGGAGGCGAAAAGAGCACUUCGUGCCAGUAACAACGCAGCAUCGUCGUCCACGACAAAUGUUGCUCAGCAACAGAAACAAGCACAACUGGUUCGURACGUUGCAAUGCAAUCGCAGUCCCAGAAUCAACAACGGGCAAAGGAUCAGAAGAAAAAAUCAAGAGCAUCUCCGCAAAACCAAGGAACCGGAACGAAUAACAAUGGAUGGGAUGACGACAAUUACGACUACAUUAUUAGGCCUGGAGAACUUUUCUACAAUGAUCGAUACAAAAUUAUGGAACGAAUAGGUAAAGGAAGUUUUGGUCAGGUUGUGCGAGCUGUAGAUCUCGAUCGCGAUGUCGACGUUGCCAUUAAAAUCAUAAAAUCAAAGAAGCCUUUUCUGAUGCAGGCGAGGACAGAAAUCGAGUUGUUGAAUCACCUGAACGAAAAGGAUCCAAAUGAUCAGCACAAUAUUGGUAAGAAGUCGUAUCUACGCAGAUAUUUGAGAUCCAUACAUCGGAGUGAGCAUUCAAGUAUUCUCACAAUUUCUUCUCUUCAUUUGAACAGUACGGCUGCUGACAUCUUUCAUGUAUCGAAAUCAUCAAUGUCUUGUUUUUGAAAUGCUGUCAUUGAACUUGUAUGAACUCCUUAAAAACACGCAAUUCGGUGGUGUUUCGCUUAACUUGAUACGUAAAUUCUCGAAACAAGUUUUGAAAGCAUUGUUGUUUCUGGCUCGCCAGGAUGUCGAUGUCAUACACUGCGACCUGAAACCCGAAAAUAUUUUGUUGCGGCAUCCUAAGAAAUCGGGUGUAAAAGUUAUUGACUUUGGCUCCUCUUGUCGAUCUGAUAGACGGAUGUAUUCAUAUAUUCAAAGCAGAUUUUAUCGUUCACCUGAAGUUAUCCUGGGAUUACCGUACGCCGUGUCGAUCGAUAUGUGGAGCCUGGGGUGUAUACUGGCUGAGAUGCAUACUGGAGAGCCUCUCUUUUCUGGUUCCGAUCAGUUUGAUCAAAUGCAAAAAAUUGUUAAGGUGAGUUCGCUUUGUAAAAGCUUUUUUCUCUAAGGAUAAAAACCCUUCACAAGUUGGAUGUUUCUCAUUCGCGAUUCUUGACUUGUGACAAACAGCUGUUAGGAAUGGUGCCAGAUCAUAUGCUUGAACAAUCAAGUGACCAGCAUCGUCUGCAAUUUUUUGAGCAAGUGAUCGGGCCUUCAGGACGAGUGAGUUGGAGUAUCAAGCAACAGAACACUGGUGGAUCCUCUCGUGCCGGAUMCUCGUCUAGAGUAGAUGCAGUGGGGCAAAAACAAGAUAAGGAAAUGCAAGACUUUCCGUCUUCUUCUAGAUCAGCUGCAUUGGUUGUACCAAGUAAAAAUCCGGCGAGAUCAUUGAUGGAGAUAAUAAGCGCCGAAACGCAUCGGAAAAAGAAAUAUCCACCUAGUGAAACAGGAAACUCCCCCCGCAACUACGAACUCUUCGUAGAUCUGAUUCAUCGAAUGUUGACAUUUGAUCCACGCAAACGAAUCAAGGCAGAAGAGGCAUUGAAUCACCCUUUUGUUACGGGUAUUGCGUCGUAGGCUACUGAAAUAUACUACCAUGCCACCACAUUGAGUACGAUGUCCCGAAUCGUGUUCAGGAAAAAAUUAACUGAUGAAAAAUGUUUUCAGUGCCUUUUCAAGAAAGUAAAAUUUACUUG
Molecule: messenger RNA, 1690 nt
Organism: Pseudo-nitzschia multistriata
Lineage: Eukaryota; Bacillariophyta; Bacillariophyceae; Bacillariales; Bacillariaceae
Source: the annotation of a GenBank genome assembly